Molecule: messenger RNA, 660 nt
Organism: Solanum verrucosum
Lineage: Eukaryota; Viridiplantae; Streptophyta; Magnoliopsida; Solanales; Solanaceae
Exons: 1
Coding region: 1-660 (219 amino acids)
Molecular function (GO): zinc ion binding
Source: RefSeq, a predicted model, not a curated record
AUGGCUUUACCUGCCGGAGAGGAUUUGCUUGAGUAUCCUCCCAAAAGUUGGUGCAGAGCCUAUUUUGAUACAGUGUGUAAACAUCCAGCAGUUGAAAAUAACAUAAAUGAGUCAUUUAAUUCUUGGAUACUAGAAGCAAGGUUCAAGCCCAUCAUUGGGAUGUUGGAAGAUAUAAGAAUUAAAGUAAUGAAUCGAUUAGGGCAACAAGAAGAUUAUGUGAUGAAAUGGACUAGUGAAUUUAGUCCAAAAAGCUUGAAGUUGUACAAUGAAUAUAUGAAGAUAGAUCAAAUUUGUAGGGUUGACUGCAAUGCAGAUAAUGGAUAUGAGGUUACUGAGGGGGAUGAUAGACACAUAGUCAAUUUAAGGGUGAAAAGGUGCACUUGUAGGGCAUGGGAUCUUGAAGGAAUUCCAUGUCCUCAUACAAUUAAAGCCUUGUUGCAUGAAAGAAUCAAUCCUUUAACUGAAACGAAUUGGUAUCACAGCAAGGAGGCAUUUCUACUAACUUACAAGCAUAAGUUGCAACCUAUGAGGGGAAAUUUUUUUUGGAAAAUUGACCCUCUUCAAGCAAUGGAGCCACCAGAGUUUGUCAAGCUUGCUGGCAGGCCUAGAAAUAAGAGAGUUAGACAGAAAGAUGAAGCACUUAAGAGGCAAGGUGAGUAG